Ruditapes philippinarum (Manila clam) is the source of this 918-nucleotide messenger RNA. RefSeq lists its product as uncharacterized. The transcript has 3 exons. The record is from RefSeq and is a predicted model, not a curated record. The coding region runs from base 67 to 558 and encodes 163 amino acids. NCBI's taxonomy places the organism in Eukaryota, Metazoa, Mollusca, Bivalvia, Venerida, Veneridae.
AACGUCAAAACAGAUACAGCAAUCUUUAGCAGCAGACAACAGUUUUUAAGCAGACGACAAUUUUCAAUGAAGAAAACAACACAAAGCGUUGAACGUCUUCAGCACAUGUUAAAACAUGCAUCCAGAAAGAGGAAGCGGUCUUGCAGUCCCAAUAACGAGGCUCUACCCCCAGCAAAGCGUCCACGACUGAGGGUCAUUACUCCUCCUCCAAUGCCAAGGUCAUUUUUGAGAAAGGUCAAAGCGUGGCAAGACCGGAAAAGAAAAAUUGAAUUAGGUAUUGCCCUUUACUUUGAGGCACAGAAGCGAAAAAUGGCCGAGGCAUUUCCUACACCAGCAGCGCCCUCUAUUUCUCUAUCAGAAGAAGCUUUAGCUGGUAUUAGAGCAGCCGAAGAUUUGAUUGAAGAGAUAACAAGAGAGAUUGAAGCAUCAGCUCCUAAACGCCGUGGAAUCAUUAAGAGGUUGGCUUCCAACGAUGUUGCAGACGACAGUUUGGAGGUGAAGGUCAUUCCUGUGAAGCGUCGUGGAGGAUGGAGAAAGAAGGGAGAGAGGCGGUUUUGAAUUAAGUGGGAAAGAAACACACACAAAAAAAACCAUAAAAUCUUACAAAACAAAAAGACACUACUUCAAUGUUUCAAAAUGAGACAGAGGGGUAACUAAAGGGAAAUCAACACCAUUUUUUUGACUGAGCCUGUGCAUAAGAGAAAUGCAUUUUCAGUGCAAAUCAGAAAAUAUGAAAAAAAAGAGAGAUCAACAAGGAAGGGCGGCAUUCAAUGAACGCAUCCCCCAAUCACAGGAUCACCGGCAAGGAGCCCGGCAGGACACUUCAUGAUCCCAAAAGACUAGAAAAAUAUAGAAAACUUUUUGCGUGGGACAUUAACGAUUAAGGGACACAGAUACUCCUACUUUACAUUGAUUGGU